Messenger RNA from Microdochium trichocladiopsis, 1047 nucleotides. Its product is annotated as amidase signature domain-containing protein. The annotation marks the transcript as partial. The transcript has a single exon. Lineage: Eukaryota; Fungi; Ascomycota; Sordariomycetes; Xylariales; Microdochiaceae. The record is from RefSeq and is a predicted model, not a curated record.
AACCCGUUCAACAUCCAUCUCUCAGCUGGAGGCUCCACGGGCGGCGAGGCGGCGCUUAUUGCCAUGAAAGGGUCCGUCCUCGGUGUGGGGACAGAUAUCGGUGGGAGCAUCCGCGGACCGGCAGCGUUUUGUGGCAUCUAUGGCUUCAAGCCCACAUCAAACACCCUGCCCAUGCAAGGCUUCAUAGCGAGUCCCUUCCCUGCCGAGCUCAACAUCCUGGGUUCUACUGGCCCGAUGUGCCGCAGUCUCAGAGAUAUGGACUUCUUUAUGAGUAGAGUUCUAGCGGAUAAGCCACAUCUCUUGGAUCCCAGGCUUGUACCAAUCCCAUGGACUGGCUUGCAGACGACCUCGACUAAGAUUCUCAAGCUCGGGAUCAUCGAGAACGAUGGCUUCGUGGAGCCACAACCUCCAGUCAAACGCGCCAUUACCUGGGCACGUGAGCUUCUGACGGACCCCCGUCAUGCAGGCGCUAUUAGCAUUAAGUCUUUCAAGAUAUCUGGUGCAGCGGAGGCCUGGCGCAAGGCCAGACGGAUGUACUGGCCCGACGGCGGCUCAGGCUGUCGUGACGCGAUCCUCUCGAGCGGCGAGCCACUCCAUCCCUUGAGCGAGUGGAUUUGGAAAGACGCCGAACCCUUCGGCAUGCUUACAGCUGCCGAUGUCAGUAACAUGCGUGGUGACCGUGAUAAUUAUCGUCUUGCGUUUGCCCGUGCCUGGGAAGAGCAGGAUAUCGACGUUCUCCUUUGCCCAGCCUACGUGGGACCUGCCUGUGCUCAUGAUACAGCCUUCACAUGGACAUACACAUCACUCUACAACUUUGUGGACUAUCCGGCGGUCGUUAUUCCUACGCCGAUUGUGACAGAGGCUGGGGAGCAGUACGAUCCUUCAUACGAGCCUUUGAGUGAAACCUGCGAACAGGUAAAGCAGCUUUGGGAGAAAACCGAUUUCCAAGGAGCACCAGUAAACCUGCAGCUGGCAGCACGCAAGUACCACGACAAUGAGCUUUUUGGAGCCCUCAGCAGGCUUAAGGAUAUUCUCGGUUUGAACUAG